AUUGAUGUGGUAGACAAUGGUUCUAUCUAUUAAGGGGGGAUGGGGGGUGCCGGAACAUGUUUGGAGACCACUACCACUGUCCUCCGUCAGAUGCCCCCCCACCCUCCCCCAUCAUCCCGAACUUCCGAUCAUCCCGACCCUCUCCCUGAAGCUGACCUCGUGUGGCUGCAUCGUGACGUCACAAUAAACAAAAGCCACCGCCGACUGCCUUUGAUGUCCCGUGAUGUCACCUCAGACCACGUGUACCGGUGUCGCCCUCGCAACCUCAGCAACAACCAAAGGCUGAAAGGACGGACACAGCAGUGGAAGUCUUUAGCGCAGCACGAUGAUGGGCGUCAACUGAUCCAAAAACCCAAAGAGCACAACACGAACACGAGUCAGAGACCCCGCCCCCGGGCUGCGGUGAGGAGGAGGAGGACGAAAGUUCCUCAGAGAAUAUCAUGGCUAUACAUCAGCAGGACACAGGAGAGAAAAAGCCCUCCGAAAAACUCCAGGAGGAAAAUGUGGCCCUGCGGAACGAGAAGGACGAACUGAAACAGAAGCUCGAGAACCAGUCCAAAGAGAACAAGGACCUCCUGGACGCCGUGCUGGACCUGCAGGACUACAAGAAGUUCCUGACGCGCAAGAACUCCUUUUCGGAGGCGGCGCGGUGCAAGGCCCAGGAGGAGAUCGACGACCUGAUGGCGAGAAACACCGCCCUGCAGGAGAAGGAGAAGAGGAUGAAACUGGAGCGAAAGCACCACAACGAGGAGGUGGCCGGCCUCCAGCUCCUGCUGGACAGGAAGCAGCGGGAGGUGGAGAACCUCAGGAAGGAGGUGUGCCACCUCCAGUACAAGGUGGAGGACGCUCAGAAGGCCCUGAGGGAGAAGGACGACGUCAUCCAGAAGUUGACCAGAGUGGAAUCCCUGGUGAAGAUCAAGGAGGAGGAGGUGCGCUACCUCACGCACCUGGUCGCUGAACUCCAGGAGAACGAAACGGUCUUGAAGGACAAGAACAAGAAGAUCCGAGACCAGCUGAGGCAAGUGGCCUCCCUGAGGCGGAAGCUGCACGAGGACAACAGUGGCAUGAAGACGGCCAUGCAGGACCUCCAGUGCCAGGUGGAGAACGGUCAGAAGAUCAUAACGCAGCAGAGCAUGGAAAACGCCUGCAACCAGAAAAUUCGGGAGAAGAGAUACCAGAUCAUAUGUGCAUUUAGUGUUAAAUUCAGAGGUGAAACGUCUCGACAUCCAUGGAGAACAAUCGCAGGAGAACCUCGGGCUCACGGGUGUCAUGAGGAGUUAGGAUUUUGAUCAACUCGUAAAAGACUGUACCUAAACACGCACUCGCGCUAACAAUGAAUCUACUGCGAAGAUGUGUAGAACGAGAAGGUUAGUAUGGGCGAUGUUCCAGGAAGUAGGUUCAUAACAUCUGUGUUGAACUCCCAUUGGUCAGU
Messenger RNA from Cynoglossus semilaevis (tongue sole), 1432 nucleotides. Its product is annotated as trichohyalin-like. Lineage: Eukaryota; Metazoa; Chordata; Actinopteri; Pleuronectiformes; Cynoglossidae. The transcript is spliced from 3 exons. The record is from RefSeq and is a predicted model, not a curated record. Bases 441 to 1289 code for a protein of 282 amino acids.